Messenger RNA from Linum trigynum, 4396 nucleotides. Lineage: Eukaryota; Viridiplantae; Streptophyta; Magnoliopsida; Malpighiales; Linaceae. The record is from the annotation of a GenBank genome assembly.
CGGAUGUUGUUGACUCUUGAAAGCAUGUUAUUACCCAUCAAACGUUUUGCAGGUUUUACCCAUACCCGCCCCAUACUCAUACGACAUACCUAUACCCACCCCACUAAGAGAAUUUUGAUACAUCAAUGAUAGUGAGGGACUGAGGGUACCUCUAGAAAAUAAAUGAUAAAAAUGCAAUUGAGUGGUCAUCCAAAUCAAAAUCUAAUUCCUUUUCAUCAAAUCUCCCGUCACUCUUUCACUUUUCCCCUCGUGUUAACAAGAUUAUGUUAGCUAGUUAUUAGUUAGUAGAUGUAUCAGAGUCAGAGAAUAAUGAUUUGGAUUACAUUUUAUUGUACACUAUCUUAUGGAUUAAUAGAUGGUCGAGGAUAAGAUGCUUUGAAUCUUAUAAAGAGUGAUUGUCAACUUCGUCAACUUCAUGAUAGUAGGUGCGUUUAAUGUUAUAAUUGAGAAUUUACAUGUAAAAUUUUAAGUAUUAUAAUGUCGUUUGUAUGGGGCGAGUAUCACCCAUGGGUACCCAAAACCCAUGAAUAUGGGGAUUGCUCUGCAAAAUCUUUCUUCGCAUGGAUAUGGGGCGGGUAUGGAUAUAAAUAUUUAAACGCGAGGAUGGGAAUGGUUUAGCCAAACCCGCCCAUUUGCCAUCGCUGGUUACAGGUAUAUGUAGGGGUGGGCAACGGGACGGGACGGGAUUCCCGUCCCGUUUUAAACGGGUACCCAGUCCCAUUUGGAGACCAAAGUCCAUCCCAUAUCCCAAACUCAUAUGGGAAACGGGUACCCAUUACCCGUACGGGACGGAUAACGGGUACCCAUACUACCCAUAAAUACCCAAAGUUUAAAUGACAUUUUACCUAAAGACAAUUAGUCAAUUACAUCUAUUCGUAAAAAAAAAAAUAGUCAAUUACAUCCAAAGCAUUCAUUUCAAAACAUAAAAUGGCUGCACAAGUAGCAACUUACACCAAUUCCUACAACCCAAAGAAGGGAUGAUGAUGAAGAUGAAAAGGAAUCAAGGAAAGAGAACAAGUUCUGCUUCCUCGAAAGUGCCAUGAUUCAAUAAUAAUAAUAAUGUUGUUUCUACUCAAAUCAAUCCUCAGUUUGGCAAAAUAGGGUGGGGAAGGUGGUGAAUUUUGCAGCAGCAAGCAAGGGUGCUCCCACACUUUCCCACUGCCAUUACUUCGACCUUUCGUCUCUUCUCUCUUGUCCCGCGAAGACGACUCCUCCAGCCAGGGACAAGACACAAGACAGAGACAAACCUUUCCAAAUUCCAGAGAAGCUGCCGCCUACCGUCGCGUGUCUCGCGUCUUCUAGGGCCUAGGGGUGCGUCAGCGUCUCAACUCUCACGGGCUGAAUUAAAUGGAUUUUGUAAUUUUAAUGGAUUUGAAUUGGGUUGGGCCUGGACGCAUGGGCUGAAUUAUAUGUCUUUGUAAUUUGAAUGGGUACAACGGGUACCCAUAUUACCCAAACAGGUAUUCGCGGGUAACCCGCGGGUACCCAUAUUAGAAGGUACAAUCCCAAGUCCCAUCCGUUUAAAAUAUUACGGGUAAUAUGGGUACCUAUAACCCUUAAAAAACGGGACGGGUAUAUCCAAAUACCCGUUUCCCUUUGCCCAUAGGUAUAUGGAGAAGCUAUUACAACGUCAACAUUCGUCAAUCUAAUCCACGGCAAGCUUCUUCGUAAGAGCAAUGAACAAUGACGACGACGAGCAAAACCGCGAGCAAUGUGCUGAUGAACGGAGCGGAGUACUGGCGCUGCCUAGAAGACGUUCUCGCUAGGGUCGUCUCGUUCUGCAGCUCGAGGUCACUGAAAGAGGGGUUCUGCGUUCAUGCCCCUGUGGUGAAGCUUUGUCUUCACGAUCAUCACUACGUGAACAACAACCUGCUGAACCUUUACGGCAAAUGCUUCGGACUGAGGGAUGCACGCCAGCUGUUCGACGAAAUGCCUCACAGGGACGUCGUGUCGUGGUCUGGGAUUCUCUCCACUUACGCGAAGAAUGGACGGCACGGCGCCGCGAUCGACUUGUAUCGUGACAUGGCGGAUUCGGGUGUGUACCCAAAUGCCUUCACUUUCUCCUGUGUCGUAAGAUCGUGUGCUGCGCUGAGUGAUCUUGACUACGGGAAGCGCGUUCAUGGUAGUCUGGUAAAACAUGGGUUGCAGUCAAACUUAGUGGUGGGAAGCUCUUUGAUUGAGUUGUAUUCCAAGUUUGACUCUUCAGAUGCGACUAAAGUCUUCGGCUUGAUCGAUGAAGCCGAUGUUGUUUCUUGGACAACAAUGAUCUCUUCCUCAGUUCGAGCUGGUAAGUACCGCCAAGCUUUCCAGCUUUACAUCGAUAUGAUUAAGUCUGGAGUCACUCCAAAUGGGUUUACUGUCUCCAAAAUGUUAGCAGCAAGUGGAUUUCUCGGUUUGGAAUACGGCAAACUGAUUCAUGCCCACGCCGUAGUUUUGGGUGUUGAGCUGAAUCUGGUAACGAGAACAACACUUGUCGACAUGUACUCAAAAUGCCAGAGGAUGGAAGAUGCUGUGAAGGUAGCCAAGCUCACCAAUGACUCUGAUGUAGUCCUAUGGACUAGAAUCGUCUCAGGAUUUGCUCAAAACUCAAACUUCCAAUCGGCUUUGACUGCACUGGCAGACAUGAAUCGCUCUGGCGUCUCACCAAAUGAGGUGACAUACUUGGCCUUGCUCAGCGAAUGUUCACCAAUUCUCUCGCUGGAUUUGGGUACACAAAUCCAUUCGAGAGUAAUCACAGCUGGAUUAGAGGACCAUAUCCCCCUCGGAAAUGCGCUUCUUGAUAUGUACAUGAAAUGCUCUGACACGGUAGAAGAUGGGUUGAGAGUCUUCAAGGAGAUGCAAUUGCCUAAUGUCAUCUCUUGGACAUCGUUAAUCGCUGGCUUCUCCAACCAUGAUCUUCAACAAGAUUCAUUUCGCUUGUUUAUUGAAAUGAGAACAGCUGGAGUGCUACCAGCUUCUUAUACUCUUACCAUCGUCCUCCACGCAGCAGAUUCACUGAGCCAAACGUUGCAGCUUCAUGCACAAGUGAUCAAGUUGAAAGCAAGUCAGCAGAUCUUUUUGGGUAAUGCUCUCGUGGAUGCUUAUGCCGGGUCCGGGAGGAUUGACGAUGCAUGGCGAGUGGUUAGAACGAUGAACAAAAGAGACAUCAUAACCUACACAAGUUUGGCCACAAGGCUCAACCAGAGUGGCCAUCACAAACAGGCAUUGGAAAUAGUCCGCCACAUUGCCAAUGAUGAUGGAGUGAAGAUGGAUGGAUUCUGCCUCGCUGGGUUCUUGUCAGCAUCCUCGUACCUUGGAAAACAAGAAACCGGACAGCAGCUUCAUUGUCUCUCUGUCAAGUCUGGUUUUGGCAGCUGCGUUUCAGUACUGAAUAGCCUGGUUGACUUCUACGGUAAGUGUGGGCUUUUAGACGAAGCAAGGAGAGCCUUUGCGGAGAUUAGAGAGCCUGAUGUUGUAUCUUGGAAUGGGUUGAUGUGUGGGUUUGCAUCGAAUGGGCUUAUCGAUGAUGCUCUAUCCACCUUUGAUGAAAUGAGGCUAGCUGGAGUUGCUCCUGAUAAGGUGUCGUUUUUAUCUGUGCUCUUCGCUUGCCAACAGGGUGGGUUGGUAGAUCGCAGCCGUGAGUAUUUUGAUUCAUUCAGGGAGCAGCAUGCCAUAGAGCCACGGCUAGAGCAUUAUUCUUGUUUGAUUGAUACCAUGAGUAAAGCCAGGCGUCUGGAAGAGGCCGUAGAGGUUCUGGAGACUAUGCCUUUGAAGCCGGAUGCUUCGAUAUACAGAAAUCUGUUGGCUGCUUGCAGAGUUCAUAAGAAUAUGCGCCUUGGAGAAGAUAUGGCGAGGCGAGGUCUGGAGCUUUGUCCAGGGGAGCCAGUGUUCUACGUUUGGCUUGCCAAGCUGUACGAUGACUGUGGGCGGUCUGAUUUGGCGGAACAGACUCGGAAAUCGAAGAGAGAGUGGUUCUCGAGGGUCGAGCCAGAUGGAACAUUGGAACAAGAUGAAUCUCUUCCAGAAAUGAAGCAUGUUAUGCUGUGAUAUUUGUGUGAAUGUUUUAAGGAAAGGCAAUAGAGUGAAAUUUUCAUUUCUCCAGCCAAGAUUGUGCUCGUCCUUGUCGGUACACGAUGGGAGCUUCGGCAUUGGAAAAGUACAAGUUCUAGCCCGAUUCUUGAUGCGCAGAGCUGGUUUGAUAGGAGAGAUCACCAGAAUGCCUUGUUUCUGCAGACUAGCGGUUAAGAGCUUCUGAUAUUUAUAGAGAAAGGCUUGCAUUGUGCCUGACUAACUAGCUGAUUUAGGACAUGCAAUCUUAAAGCACCAGAGAUUCUGUAUAAUGUAUAGGAAUUUCUGAAACCGCCUGAUUUUGAACGAAAGAGUUAACUUCUCUCGCCAAUCAAUGUUUCUAAAAGAU